UGCACGCAAGCGCAUCGCAGCGUCUCCCGGGAGUCUGGCUCAUUCCCAUCUGAAGCCUCCAGACAGGGAAGCCGCCCCGCCGUCAAAAUGUCCAUCCACACCUACCGGCUCUACAGCCCCAUAUACGAGGAUUGCGACGAAAACAGGGUCUGCCGCUAUCCGCAAGACCUCUUUAAGGAAUCAGAAAUCAACAGCUUGAGGAACGCUUACUUCGAUAUUGGCGUGCUGGCAUUUGCUAUUGGAAUGAUAGUGACUUUCUGCAUCCUGCGAUCGGACAAGCUGUCUGGGCUGAGCCGCUACCAGAAUUUGCUGCCGCUCUUCACGGCGGUUACAUUCCGCCGGUCGACCUACACAGUGGCGAACACCUUAACCAUUGGCUACUUGUUUGAAUUUAUGAACCAAUUUAUUUCGCUGUGCAAAUUACUCGGUUUUAUUGAUACAUUUCUUUCCGUCUUCGAGAUUGAGUCUCUGACCCACCUCUGCAUUGAAAGAUUCAUCAACGCUUACUACACCCAGCAAGGAUGGCCCAUCCCCGACUGGCAUAAUACCCUAUUUUUCAGCAUCUCCUUUGGGCUGGCAUGCCUUUACUCAAUAUUGCCAAUGAUUGGCAUCGGCGUAGGCUAUGGAAAAGACUUUGAUUGCAAGCACUGCACAAUGGAUCUGAAACUUCCAGAAAACGGAAUACUCGCAAACAUUUUUAUUGCGCUUUUUGCUCUGAUGUACUUCAAACCGUUUCUUGUUAUGUUUGGCUCUAUAAUGUACACUAAGUAUUUGGAAGCGUACAAACUGAAAAAAUACGACGAAUACCAGGCUACAUUUACAGAUGCCGUCAUGGUAAUGGCGAUGGUUAGCUUCGGAUUCUGGGUGCCGCUCAUUUCCAUACGCUAUGGAGUGAUACACAAUCAGAUCAUGUUCGACUCGAUGGCCUUCUUCUUCACCCCGUACCUUGUUAAGACGGCCUUGGUGAUGAACUACGUGGCUCCCGUGCUUGGAAUUGGCGCCUUCGCUCUGAAAGACUCGCCCCUUGCAGCCAAAGUGAUGAAUUUGUUCUGGGAUCGCCCUGAUGAAGAAGAUCUCCGCCGCCAGGGCCGCCUCAGGCGCAACUAAAUAAAUCCCCACCCCNCCUACCACGCACUAACACGAGAAAGGAGGUGGAUUUACCAUAUCUCUGAUCUCCUAAUAAUAUAGUACAGGGUAAUUCUACUUUUUGAUACUAUGUAGGUAGGUACUUUUAAAUUUAUCAUAUCAAUUAUUUUUAAAACCUUAUACGAAUUAACCCACAUUAAUAUUUUUUAUAUCCCUAUACUGUACAUUUUACCUUGUUAAUUUAUUUUAGAUAUUUCAAAGCUUCCUCAUUUUAUUGGUUCGAGUUUGAAACAAAAAAGUAGAAUACGUCCCUGUAUUUGUACUGUAACUGCUCACAGUAAUAGUUGUAAGUAAGUGUUGUUUUUUGAACUCAAUCUCAAUGUGAUUAUUCAAUAAGUAAUAGUAAGUAAGCAAACAUAGGUAGGUACGAGUAAACUAAGUUUUUUGGCGUAACUGAAACGGUUCUAAAACCGCACGUCAGGUUAAAAAUAGCUUACUUGUUGAAUCCAAUCGAGGGUAUACGUCCAUUUCAUAAAGUUGGUUAUAUUUUUUCAAAAGGUUCUGAUUUUAAAUCAAAAUAAAAUACGGUUUGACAUGUUAUCAAUUCCGAUAUAUUUCAAUUAAUGUUAGGUAUAUGCAUAACAUCAAUGUACAAGUAGCGCAUUAGAUGCACAAGAUCAACAAUAAUAUAAUAUAGAGACAUAGAUUUGUACGAAGGAUAUCGACGACUCGCAGUUUAGUC
Ostrinia furnacalis (Asian corn borer) is the source of this 1828-nucleotide messenger RNA. RefSeq lists its product as uncharacterized. The record is from RefSeq and is a predicted model, not a curated record. Lineage: Eukaryota; Metazoa; Arthropoda; Insecta; Lepidoptera; Crambidae. The transcript has 7 exons. Bases 88 to 1107 code for a protein of 339 amino acids.